CUGCGGGCAGCUGGAGUGGGCUCACCUGCGGCAGGUGCUCCGGCAGGUGCUCCGGGCCGACGCGACCUGGACGAGCGACGACCGGCACUGCGGGAAGAUGCUGCGCGAGCGGACCGUGCGGCUACAGUACGGGAGCCGGGUGGAGGCGGUGUACGUGCUGGGCACUUACCUCUGGACCGAUGUCUACAGCGCGGCCCCCGCCGAGGCCCGGACCUUCAGCCUGAAGCACUCCGAGCGCGUGCGCGUGGAGGUGGUGCGCGACGGGCAGGCCGAGGAGGUGGCCACCAACGGCAAACAGCGCUGGCUCCUGUCGCCCAGCACCACGCUGCGGGUCACCAUGAGCCAGGCGAGCGCUGAGGCCAGCAGUGACAAGGUCACUGUCAACUACUAUGAGGAGGAGGGGACUAUGCCCAUUGACCAGGCUGGGCUCUUCCUCACAGCCAUCGAGAUCUCCCUGGAUGUGGAUGCAGACCGGGACGGCGUGGUGGAGAAGAACAACCCGGGAAAGGCAUCCUGGACCUGGGGCCCUGAGGGCCAGGGGGCCAUCCUGCUGGUGAACUGUGACCGAGACGCGCCCUGGCUGCCCAAGGAGGACUUGAACGAUGAGAAGGUCUACACCAAGGAAGACCUCAAGGACAUGUCCCAGAUGAUCCUGAGGACCAAAGGCCCUGAGCGCCUCCCCGCCGGAUACGAGAUAGUUCUCUACAUUUCCAUGGCGGACUCGGACAAAGUGGGCGUGUUCUACGUGGAGAACCCAUUUUUCGGCCAACGUUACAUCCACAUCCUGGGCCGGCGGAAGCUCUACCACGUGGUCAAGUACACGGGCGGCUCGGCGGAGCUGCUGUUCUUUGUGGAAGGCCUGCGCUUCCCCGACGAGGGCUUCCCGGGCCUGGUCUCCAUCCACGUCAGCCUGCUGGAGUACAUGGCCGAGAAGAUUCCCCUGACGCCCAUCUUCACGGACACCGUGAUAUUCCGGAUUGCUCCGUGGAUCAUGACCCCCAACAUCUUGCCUCCCGUGUCGGUGUUCGUGUGCUGCAUGAAGGACAAUUAUUUGUUCCUGAAAGAGGUGAAGAACCUGGUUGAGAAAACCAACUGCGAACUGAAGGUCUGCUUCCAGUAUAUCAACCGAGGGGACCGCUGGAUCCAGGAUGAAGUUGAGUUUGGCUACAUAGAGGCCCCCCACAAAGGCUUCCCCGUGGUAUUGGACUCCCCCCGAGAUGGAAACCUGAAGGACUUCCCAGUGAAGCAGCUUCUGGGCCCAGAUUUCGGCUACGUGACCCGGGAGCCCCUCUUCGAGCCUGUCACCAGCCUUGAUUCCUUUGGGAACCUGGAGGUCAGUCCACCAGUGACUGUGAACGGCAAGGCCUACCCCCUGGGCCGGAUUCUCAUCGGGAGCAGCUUUCCUCUGUCCGGCGGUCGGAGGAUGACCAAGGUGGUGCGGGACUUCCUGCAGGCCCAGCAGGUGCAGGCGCCCGUGGAACUCUACUCGGACUGGCUGACCGUGGGCCACGUGGACGAGUUCAUGACCUUCGUCCCCAUCCCGGGCAAAAAGGAAUUCCGAAUGCUAAUGGCCAGUACCGCAGCCUGCUACAAGCUCUUUCGAGAGAAGCAGAAGGAGGGCCAUGGGGAGGCCAUCAUGUUCAAAGGCCUGGGCGGCAUGAGCAGCAAGCGAAUCACCAUCAACAAGAUUCUAUCCAAUGAGAGCCUCGUGCAAGAAAACCUGUACUUCCAGCGUUGCCUGGACUGGAACCGUGACAUCCUCAAGAAGGAGCUGGGGCUGACGGAGCAGGACAUCAUCGAUCUGCCCGCCCUGUUCAAGAUGGACGAAGGCCACCAGGCCAGAGCUUUCUUCCCAAACAUGGUGAACAUGAUUGUGCUGGACAAGGACCUGGGCAUCCCUAAGCCGUUCGGGCCCCAGGUGGAGGAGGUAUGCUGCCUGGAGACGCACGUGCGCUCCCUGCUGGAGCCCCUGGGCCUCUGCUGCACCUUCGUGGACGACAUCUCGGCCUACCACAAGUUUCUGGGGGAGGUGCACUGUGGCACCAACGUCCGCAGGAAGCCCUUCUCCUUCAAGUGGUGGCACAUGGUGCCCUGAGCGGCCGGGGCGGGGGCUGUGCUGUGCGGGUCUCAGCCCGUCAGUAACCAAGAUUGUGGUGGGACCAGCCCUCGUGGUUCUUAUGAUUGCAAGAUGUUCUUCAGCAAUAACGAUCAGGAAACUUUGAGGGGGGCGGGGGUGGAGAAAAGGAUGAUUAUUUCCAGGACCUGGAAAUUGCAUGGCACAACUGGGGCCACACAGCCAAGUCGCAGGGAGAGAGAGACAGCCCAAGCCUGGGGUUCUGCUUUUUGGGCAGUGGAGGGUCGGGGCCGGGGGUUUUGCAGCAUCGGCAGGGAGUGGGGGAUGAGGAAAAUCGAGGGGCUCAAAUGGUCAGCUUUAGAAACCAGCCAAGAUUUCUAAAACGAAGGAGCCUGGGGCAAGAGGAAGCCUGGUGUUUUAUCUAGUCCUGUGGCUGGCAACAAACAUGCUUAUUGGAGAUGGCUUUCUUUGAAGCGGUUACCUCCCAAUCAAAGCCCAAGUCAGGCACUUGCAUUACCAAAAAGAGAAAACACACACAGCCGGGGCCUUGGCACCUCCCUCCUUCCUUCUCUAGACCCCUGGAACCGCCCCCCAAAGCUUCCCCCUGCCUGCCGAGGACUUGACAAGGACCGGACUGUCCCCACCAGGCCUCCAGGAAAGGGGAAGGGACCUGGGACAUCUGUGCCUUGCCAUCUCUCAGAAGGGCCCCAGCGUCCACCAAAGUCACCCCCGAUGAACCUCAACUUGAUACUUCCUGAAAAGAGCUGUGCCUUUGGCCAGCCUCUGUAUAGCCCUGACACGAAAAACCAAGAAACAAAAACUCUGUACCCAAACCAUUCCCCAAAGAGUGCUUAGUCUCUUGUCCAAAAUUGAAGGAGGGGAGAAGGG
Molecule: messenger RNA, 2962 nt
Organism: Lontra canadensis (Northern American river otter)
Lineage: Eukaryota; Metazoa; Chordata; Mammalia; Carnivora; Mustelidae
Gene: PADI2
Product: peptidyl arginine deiminase 2
Exons: 16
Coding region: 98-2095 (665 amino acids)
Cellular component (GO): cytoplasm
Molecular function (GO): protein-arginine deiminase activity; calcium ion binding
Source: RefSeq, a predicted model, not a curated record